Molecule: messenger RNA, 1581 nt
Organism: Amoebophrya sp. A120
Lineage: Eukaryota; Dinophyceae; Syndiniales; Amoebophryaceae
Source: the annotation of a GenBank genome assembly
AGAAAAUCGAUGACACAAUGGCGAUGUACUUGCUGCAUGAUGACAAAAUCAAGUAUUUUUGCAGAACACUGGAAAAAAGCUUCGCCCGCGCGUUUGCCCGCGUGGAGAGAAGCGAGCCGAACGUGCUGCGGUAUUUUGUCCCCGACCCCGACGUAUGGAUUGCAAAAAUGUCUGGGUCUGGAAGGUUACAAGACUUGUGAUGCGAGUUGCGGACGAUGCAAAGAUCUGUGUUGCAUGACUGGCAAAAGGUGCUCACUUGUGGCCAUGCUGAGAGGCUAUAAUUUCUCGUGCAGCAUAGGCAUCACGAAGGACGUGCAGAACCUGUCAUGCUAGGCCCCGCAUUCCAGACUUGGCAGAGCUUGGAAAAACUGCAUGACACGUCUCGACCCAGACACAUUUGCAAUGCAUAGGACGACCCCACGGGGAAGGAGACUGCCGUCGGUGCCACGGCGCGCUUCGCGAUGGCCAACGGGGUCAACAACCUGAGCAGUUUCCUGAUCCUAUCAAAUGCAAAAAUGUCUGGGUCUGGAAGAGUGGAAGAUUUGUCAUGCAGGUUUUCCAUGACCCAUGAGGUCUGCAAUGCAUGGUCUAGCAUCACAGAUUUUGAGAGGGCUUCCUGAUGCCUGUUCCGCAUGAGAAAUGCCCUCUCGCCGUGGCAAAAACUGGACCCCUCUUGCUGGUCAUGCAUUUACAGAUUUUUUUCGAAUCCGAAGACAGCAUCACAAGUUGCAUUCUUCCAGACCCAGGCACUUUUUCAUUUGAUAGAUCCUCUGGGCACACGACGUGGUGCUGGAGGAGAAUCCGCAGAAAUUUUUCCCGAACAUUUACCGCAGACGGCGGGAGUUCUUGGAAGUGAAAAUCGAGGGGAUGAAUGUCGAGCUGGAGGUCACCCCCGGGAAUCUGCUGCACGGCCGCGUGCAAAUGGCGACGCUGUCUUUGCGCUUGAGCAUGGACCCCGUCGUGUCGGGUUUUGGUACAGGUACUACGCCGGCCGAAAAAUAGUUUUCCUCGUAUCUAUACUGGGCCGAUGGAUACAUACAGAUUUAUUUUGGGUCUCCGGUGGAUCCGAAGGUCAGUGAACGGGCCGAGACUGCUGGUAACGAGACGAGACUCUGAGAAUCACACACCUUGCGUCGACAUCAUGAACAUGAUGUAGAUCAUGCUGCUGUUUGCACAUACAGGAAGUUGAUGAUAUCGUAUCUGCCGCCAUCUUCGUCAGAAGUUACCUAAACUUCUAUCCAAAGGAAGUUAAUCCCGAUUUUGACAAAAAAGACCUACAAUUAAAGCUGAAGGCUCUUCAUAAAAAUCUAAGCUGUUUACAACUUUGAGCUUCGUUUCAUGUGACGCUGUUCACAUUUCGUAUUCCGUAAAAAUGUAACCUGCAAGCAUAGUAAAUGUUCCCUGCGCUGCUUUUCUCUGCGAGAAGACGUAAUCCUUAAAAAUGCGAGCAUUUCUCUCUCGAGGAUGCAAAACUUGGAACUCCGUUUUUGAUGUUGAAUGAUGAGUCACUCAUCAACUAAUAUGGACGAUGGUCUCGUCCACGGGCACGGCGUUCUUGGUAAAAAUACCAGUAUCGUCCUC